Messenger RNA from Dentiscutata heterogama, 515 nucleotides. The record is from the annotation of a GenBank genome assembly. Lineage: Eukaryota; Fungi; Glomeromycota; Glomeromycetes; Diversisporales; Gigasporaceae.
AUUACAAAAUUACAUGGACUACCGAAUCUAAUGAAGAACCUCAGAAUAGUGGUAUCAAAUUUCAGCAAGCUCCAUUAAAAAUUCCAGAACUUUAUAUUGGCGUUCGUUUAGUUGUUUAUUGUAUAUUAGCAAAAGAUGUUAAGCCAUGUGAAACAAUUACAUUAGAAUCAAAAUCCCAAGGUCCUUUACCUAAUUUGGAGCAAAUUAAACCAAUUUCUUUGUAUGGAUCAAAAUUUCACACUCUUGCAGCUAAAAAACUUAUUCAAGAAUUCGAAUAUGGAAAUUAUUAUCCUAAUCAUGCAAAUAAUAAAGAUUAUGUUCGUGAACAAAUUGUACGCUUAGCAACAUCGUAUAACCUGAGCUCAAAGUACACUAGUUUUAUUGCAAGUGAGAUACAAGGUAUUGAUAAUCAUGAAAAAAAGAAACAAGAAAUUUUUAAAAAAAUGGCUAUAGAGAAAUAUAAAAAAAUUGUUUCACAAGGUGUUUUAGGAUUUAAAAAUGAACCUGAAAAAAAG